CGGCGCUCCGCCGCACCCUCCUCGUUCGCUUCCCGUCGGGGUCGUGGGGCCGGGGGGCAGGGCGCUAGCGGUUGAGUGUGAGAUGCCAAGGAGACAUCUGCCCUGAGACGUCCAGGAGGCAUUUGAGAGGGUAGCCCGGUGCCUUCAUAAUGUUUGGGGACCUGUUUGAAGAGGACUUUCCCUACAUCCCAGAGAAUCACCUCGAGAAAGGAAGGAAAUCCAAGUGCACGGAGCCUGAGCCGCCACCCCCCCGGGGCAUCACCAACCUGAGUGGCAUCCAGAACCAGGGCGGGACUUGCUACCUCAACUCGCUGCUGCAGACUCUCCAUUUCACCCCAGAAUUCCGAGAAGCUUUGUUUGCUCUGGACCCAGAAGAGCUCGGAUCCUUAGAGGACAAGGAUGACCCCGAUGCGAAGGUGCGGGUCAUCCCUUUGCAGUUACAACGGUUGUUUGCCCAGCUCCUUCUCUCAGACCAGCAGGCGGUGUCCACCACUGACCUCACCAACAGCUUUGGCUGGAACAACAGCGAGGAGAUGAGGCAGCAUGAUGUCCAGGAACUGAACCGAAUUCUCUUCAGUGCGCUGGAGAGCUCCCUGGUGGGCACCUCUGGCCACGACCUCAUUAACCGCCUCUACCACGGCACCAUCGUGAACCACAUCAUGUGCAAGGAGUGUGAGAACGUCAGUGAGCGGCAGGAGGACUUCUUGGACUUGACGGUUGCCGUCAAAAACCUGUCUGGCCUCGAGGAAGCUCUUUGGAGCGCAUACGUGGACGAGGAAUUCUUCGAUGCAGAGAACCUGUAUCACUGUGGAACGUGCAACAGGCUCGUCAGUGCCACCAAGUCAGCCCGGCUGCGGAAGCUGCCUCCUUUUCUGACAAUUUCGUUGCUGAGAUUUAAUUUUGAUUUUGCCAAGUGUGAGCGCUACAAGGAGACGGGCUGCUACACGUUCCCUCUGCGGAUGGACCUGAAGCCCUUCUGUGAGCAGACUGAGUUGGAUGACUCAGAGUAUGUGUAUGACCUCUUCUCUGUUAUUAUACACAAAGGCGGCUGCUAUGGAGGACAUUACCACGUGUAUAUUAAAGAUGUUGACCAGUUGGGAAACUGGCAGUUUGAGGAAGACGAGUCUGAGUCAGUUGCAAAGGCCGAGAGUUUGAAGGACCUUCCGCGUGUACAAGAAACCGACAAUCCAUUGACGGUCCUCAAAAAUAUCUUGUCACAGGAGGAAAAUAAGCUGAUUCCUGUGGACCAGCUGGGUCAGAAGCUCUUGGCCAGCAUAGAAAUAUCCUGGAACAAGAAGUAUCGGAAGCAGCAUGGGUCCCUGCUGAAGUUUUUGCACGCCCAUUCUGAUGUGUUUCUCCUCAGCUCCAAUCCCAGCAAGGUCUGUCUAAGGAGGGAUGUCAGCCCUCCACAGCUGCCCUUGACUGAGCAUAAACAGCCUGGCCCUGAUGCCCCUUCUCACGGCGAGGGCCUCGUGGCUUCUGGAGCAGAGCCUGCUGGGGAUCUGUGGCCGGAGGUCAGCGCUGAAGGCCCUCAUUGGUUUGACAUAAAUGAUUCUCAAGUGGAACCCAUCCGGGAAGCGGACAUUGAGAAGCAAUUCCAGGGAAAAGAGAGUGCCUACAUGUUGUUUUACCGAAAGAUGCAGCUGCAGAGGCCUCCAGAAGCUCAGUCCAACCCACAGUACAAGGUUCCAGGUCACCUGCUGAGGGAGGUGCAUGAGGCCAACAGGGAGCUGCAGAAGAGGAGGACAGACUAUGACUCAGUGGUCAACACCCUCGACCUGCAUCUCCACCUGGGCCCUUGCUAUGAAUUUUAUGAUGGCGCCCUGCACCCUUCUUCUUCCGUAACAGAAGAUUGCAUGUUGGACUUGACCAUUGAUAAACGGAAAACUGUAGGUGAUCUUCGGCAGUCGGUAUUUCAGCUCCUGGAAUUCUGGGAAGGGGAUCUGGUGCUCAGCCUUGCCAAGCUCGUGCCUGCGGGACUCCAUGUUUGCCAAGCCCUCGAAGGAGAUGGACUGACAUUGCAUGAAAUUGAAAUGACCGAUGGGGAAGACAUCUUUGUGUGGAAUGGGAUGGAGGUUGGUGGGGUCAAGAUUCCAGUCGGUGAGGACGCUCUUCCCAUCCUUUUGAAUAUCCUUCAGCUGACAAAUAGCAGUGAUGGAGAAAACGGGCAGCCAUUUGAAGAACUCCACCAUGUGUUUCCCUCAAAUGCUGAAGUUGGCUCCAUAUUCACGGCCUUAGCAUCCCCUGUUGGCAUCCUCCUGGUGAACAUUACAGGCUCUCGCAUUCUCGAGUUAGAGAACUGGACAGUCAUUCCCAGGGAGAACUUUGGAAAGACAUUCAGAGAGCAAGGCCUUCAAGACGGCAGCUGCGUGUGGAUAUUAAGCUCCAGCAGCUAUGACCAAAGCUUGAUGCUGACCGGAAGCAGAUGGGCGAGCCCUCUGAGCAACUUCAACUGGAUGCACGUUAAGAAUCUGUGUCAAGCAGAUUCCGAGGAGGAGCACGUGAAAGUUUCGGCGACUACUGAAACAAUGCUGUUGGACAUUCGAAUCAAAGCUGUCAAGGAGCUGGGGUUGCAGGAGGAACUGGUUAAUAACAGCUGCCUGAGGCUGAUCGAUCGAAAUGGGCAGCUGCUUUCUCCAGUGCCAGAACAUUACACUGUGGCCGAAGCAGAGAUGGAGAUGGGCAGUUUGCUGGGACUGUGUCGUGGCAAAGCUCCGACCUCCUCCCAGCUCUUCCUGUUUUUCAUCGUGGGCAGUGACUUCGAGUCCAGCCUGACGAUGGAGAUCAUCGUGGAGUCGACGAUCUCUGUGAGCGAAUGUUUGAAGAAGAUGCUGGAGAAAGCUGGUCUGCAAGGUGACGCGUGGCAUUUGCGCAAAAUGGAUUGGUGCUUUGAAGCUGGAGAACCUUUAAAUGAGGAAAAUGCUUCCCUGAGCGAGCUGAUGAUCAGCAGCGGGGAUACUCUGGUCUUAUCUGAAGGGAAGCUUCCACCCAAGGGUUUCCUCAAAGUGCCUGUCUGGUGGUACCAUCCAUCAGCACCCGCUGGAUGGCAGGAGAACCCUGAGGACUACAUUAGCCACAUCACCCACCAAGUGGAGGCUUUGAGAACCACCCCUGAAGGAGGCGAUCCGCACAGAGAUGUUCCAGACAUCGUCCAGCCCGAAAUGCCCUUUACUUUUGCGGGGGACGUGGAAAUCUCCGAAGAGGCUUCCGUGGCGGAUCUCAAGAGUCAGGUCAUGAGCUUGCCGUCUUUCCUGGACUUUGGUUUCCCAUCUGCUGACUUUCUCAGAGCCUGGACCAUGGAGAGUAAGCGUCCAGGCAGGCUUUUACGGAACAACCAGCAACAACUCAAGGAGUAUAAAGUAGGAGGGAGAACUCAGAUAUGCAUAGAGCCUCUUCAGGAACGAGAGACCUUGGGCCCCAAGGACAUGCUGCUACGGACCCAGAUGGGCAUCCCUGGGGAGCGGGCCUACUACCCCACCGUGGACUUUGUGUGGGACAUCCUGAAGGAGUGCACGGCUGUGUCCCUGCGGCAGGGUGUGGCUGCCCACUACUGCCUCCCUGUGGACGGCAUUGAGAUCGCCAAGUACUUUCCUGAGAAGUUUGAGUGGAUGCCCAUCUCUAGUUGGGACCUGCAGGUUUCCAAGAGGAAAAAGAAGAAGAAGCAGGAGAAUUUGCAGAUGGCGCCUUAUUACCUGAAAGAUGGAGAUAUUAUUGGUGUGAAGAACCUCUUGGUGGAUGGCAAUAGAGACUUCAGUACCCUGAGAGAUGAUGUUGGCAGAGAGAAUCAGACCAAGCUGUUUGGGGGAAAGAGGAGAAGGCGCCAAGCUGUCCAGCUGCAGAGAAGUGGAACUGAGGUAGAAACACACGUGCCUGAGAAGCCACACAGACCAGAAACGGGGCUUUCCAUCAACGUGGGCGUUUUUAGAUAGCACCGGAUUGGGGCUUUGCGAGAGGCCAGCUGUGACCCACCCACCGACUGAGUCCCGCGAUUCGGUGUUCGGUUCGAGUGGGAAGGAGGGAGGGAGGGAGGGCUUGUGAGUGUGGGACCAGGAGGCAUCGCGGGAAGCCUGGCAGGGGACCCCCGCCCUGUGUUCAUCGACCCAGGACUCCUAACCGAGUCAGCUCUGGGCACAGAAAUGAUCAGUCCAUUCAGGGAAACCAGUGGCACGACUUUAUCUCUCUGAGGAUAGAGCUGGCCAUCAGUGUAGACAGACCCAAGCCCCUGAAGCUGCUCUUGGCCCCCAGGCCUGAGAGCGUUCUCUGCCUCAGGCAAGGUGAAUGCACUUUAUAUCCACUGUGUGCAGACGUCCCAUUUGGUGACCUUCUCUCUGAGGGCCUGUGAGGCGAGUGAGACCUUGCAGUGCUCUUUGGAGAGAGAACGUUUGGGACGUUGGCGGUCUUCACUUCUGGAGUGAAGGCUGGUGGUCGAUAGAGACCUCCCUCAUCUCAUGGCUCCUUGGUCCUGUUCCCGGAGUCUCUCCAGACUUUCUGGGCCACUCCCUUAAGCUCGGUUCCAGCGCAGAGAGCAGUAGCAGCAGCAGCCCUGACCGACUGCUGCCAAACACGGAUUUUGUCUGUACUUCAUACUGUCCGUUGGUCUGUUUUUCCUAUAAUAUUUCUUUUAUACAUCAAAUGGUUUCCUUUUGAAAUUAGUUUAAUCCAUUGUCUUAGAGCCCUGAUACUGUGGUCCCUGACACAUAAAAGAUAGAGCUAGACAGGAGUCAUCGCGUGGAGAAUGCAGUGGGGGCUAGAAGUGACACCCCCUGUGUUCCAUAGCGGGGCUUUCCAUGUAGCAAUCUGGGGGUGGGAUUUGGAAGAAAUGGUUCCCACUUUUCUGAUAUUCUAAAUGCCUCAGUCUCCCUGGUUAUCCUCCAUUCUCGCCGUUUUGGAAAAUUCAGAUAAGCCUGUUGUUUGGUUCAUUUUCUCAGCUAGUAUUAGUUUGACAUUCACUGUUCUCCUUGGCCGAGUUUUGACAUUCUUCUGUGCUGAAGACUGGGAAAUAAAGAGUGUAUGAAAUAAGCCUGGUGUUUUCUUGGUAUUGUGAAGACUGCUGGCAUCCAUUGAGCCGGAUAAAGUCAAUGGCCCUAUAAACCACAAGGUGUAGACCCUUUCCCGGGAUGAUGCCGAUGGGACGAUUCCAAGGGCGUGUCACCCCUGACGUCCGUGAUCACACUCGUAAAACCAGUAGCGUGGCGGCAGGAUUCUCAGCCCCGUCUGCUUCAUAGAUGUCUUUCAGGGCUUCUUUUGGGAGAGGAUCUAAAUCGUAAAAAAUAAGGGAUGGGAAUGACGUGUGCGACUCUAAGGGAAGCAUUGCUGAUCAGCUAGCAGCAUAGGAGCCAUAGAUGGACGGACGAGCCCUGUAUCCUGUAUGGAACUGGAGAGGAGCCCCUUCCUUUCCCUGCCUGCCCAUCCCUCAACCCCGCGAAAAUCGGGACUGUCUGUCCUUUAGGAAUUCUGGCUGACGUGGGAAUGUGGUCCCUUUGUACUUGCAGCGAUUGCUCAGCAAGAGGUCGGCUCAGCUCUCCACCUUGCCAUCAAACCACACGUGGUCCCUUUGGCCGGAAGGAUGGACCUCAAGCAUUCUGGAAACCUCUGGGAUUGGAAACGAGCAUUGGGAUUUCCUGAUUAGGGAAUGACAAAGUCCCUUUGCAUUGUCUAGCUUUUCCGUUGUGUGGCCUUUACGUCCAGUGCCGUGUGAUAGCUGUGCCCUGAAUUGCCAGCCAUGUCUUCUUUGUGUGAUACGAUCUGCUGAUGAGAAGCCCGAGAUCUUGCCGCUUUUUCUUCCCCCCGUGUGCCAUGAUUGGGAUUUAGGAUGUGCCUGCAAGGCGUAAGGUAGCAUUUGCUGCCCUGACUGGUCGGAGCUGGCUUUCUUUUGGGGCAGUGAGUGGUGUGUCAUGGGGGACUUUCCUUUUGUGAAAAGUCAUCAUGGAAGAGCCAAAAAAAUGCUGCUUUUCAGGGGGAAAUAGAGCACUUCAAAAUCUGCGGCCUUGGUUUUCCAUUGACUGAAGGGAAGGAAGCUUUGUGAUAUGUACUUUGGAAACUAAAUAAAAAUGGCUUAUGUGAAGAAA
Vombatus ursinus (common wombat) is the source of this 6068-nucleotide messenger RNA. Its product is annotated as ubiquitin carboxyl-terminal hydrolase 40-like. Gene Ontology annotation, cellular component: cytosol; nucleus. Bases 150 to 3929 code for a protein of 1259 amino acids. NCBI's taxonomy places the organism in Eukaryota, Metazoa, Chordata, Mammalia, Diprotodontia, Vombatidae. Gene Ontology annotation, biological process: protein deubiquitination. Gene Ontology annotation, molecular function: cysteine-type endopeptidase activity; cysteine-type deubiquitinase activity. The transcript has 33 exons. The record is from RefSeq and is a predicted model, not a curated record.